AUGUCGGCGGUUUUAGAGGAAAUAUAUCAGAAAAAGGGGAAUUCGAGUAAGAGCGUAGCGAGAGAACAUGUCACACUUAGGCCUGCAAAUGAGUUUCACACGAAUGAUCAUUCAAAUAACUAUAUACAUACUGGAUCGCUUCCCCAAACCCACGUAAGAAACAUUGAGAAUACUGUUGAUGGAUAUCCGAAGUUGCAGAGGCUAUUUAGCCUGAAGGAAAGGCAGGUAAUGCAGUUUAAUACAAAACCAUUUGGUUGCAAGGUAGAGCUUGAUGAAAUAGUUCCCACAUUAAAUGAUUGGGUACAAAAAGAUGGUUUAACUUUCGAUGUUGUCAUGAUUGGUUGCUUGACUGAUAAUCAAUUUAUCUAUCCCCUUUUAACUCAGUUACCGAUACAUAAAUUGAUAUCAAAGCCAGGGUUUUUAUUUGUAUGGGGAAGUGCACAGAAGAUCAAUGAGCUUUCAAGACUUUUGAACAACGAAAUAUGGGCAAAAAAGUUUCGCAGAAGUGAGGAGUUGGUUUUCGUCCCUGUCAACAAGAAUUCACCAUUUUACCCCGGAUUAGAAGCAGACGACGAGUCACUUUUUGAAAAGAUGCAAUGGCAUUGUUGGAUGUGUAUCACAGGAACAGUAAGAAGAGCCACGGAUGGCCAUCUCAUACAUUGCAACAUUGAUACCGAUUUAGCAAUCGAAUCAAAAAAUAGUAAAGUUGGGGCAAUUCCGAAUCAAUUGUACAAGGUAGCAGAGAAUUUUAGCACCGCUACAAGGAGACUUCAUAUCGUUCCCGCCAGAACAGGAAGUGAAACACCAAUCCGGAUGAGACCUGGUUGGGUUAUCAUGGGUCCAGAUGUACUGCUAGACAACUUCAACGCUAUGGAAUAUAAAAAUGAGGUUGGAAGAGUUGGAUCGAACCUGCCAAAAGAUCCCUCCAUAGAGUCAUUAAGACCAAAAUCUCCAAUAUCUAUUAAAAAUUGA
Messenger RNA from Kluyveromyces lactis, 972 nucleotides. RefSeq names its product Kar4p (gene KAR4). The record is from RefSeq and is a predicted model, not a curated record. Gene Ontology annotation, cellular component: nucleus; RNA N6-methyladenosine methyltransferase complex. The transcript has a single exon. Gene Ontology annotation, molecular function: mRNA binding. Lineage: Eukaryota; Fungi; Ascomycota; Saccharomycetes; Saccharomycetales; Saccharomycetaceae. The coding region runs from base 1 to 972 and encodes 323 amino acids.